Molecule: messenger RNA, 886 nt
Organism: Stegodyphus dumicola
Lineage: Eukaryota; Metazoa; Arthropoda; Arachnida; Araneae; Eresidae
Product: troponin C-like
Cellular component (GO): myosin II complex
Molecular function (GO): calcium ion binding
Source: RefSeq, a predicted model, not a curated record
UCCGUGCCUUCCCGUCUCCCCCUGCGAUUCGGAACCGAGUUUGGAUUCGCAAACUCGGUCGCAAUCGUUAGUUUAUCGUCUCUGCCUGGUUUGUGUCUUUGUCCCACACGGAAGACGUUCUAAGCAUCCAAAAUGGUUGAGGAACUUAGCAAAGAACAAGUUGAAAUGUUGAAGAAGGCCUUCGACAUGUUCGACAAAGAAAAGAAGGGAUCCAUCAACACCUCUAUGGUCUCCACCAUUCUGAGGACACUAGGACAGACGUUCGUAGAAAGCGAGCUAAAAGAACUAAUACAAGAAAUAGACGUAGACGGUAGCGGUGAGCUAGAGUUUGACGAGUUCUUGGCUCUAACCGCGAGGUUCUUGGUGGAAGAAGACUCGGAAGCCAUGCAGGAGGAGUUAAGGGAAGCGUUCCGUAUGUACGACAAAGAAGGGAACGGGUAUAUUCACGUUCGAGACUUACGAGAGAUCCUGAGAGCUCUCGAUGACAAGCUGACAGAGGAUGAGUUGGACGAGAUGAUUGCAGAAAUCGACACUGACGGCUCCGGUACCGUCGAUUUCGACGAGUUCAUGGAAAUGAUGACUGGUGAUUGAAAUGUAUCAUAUUCUUUAAAUCGUUGGAUGUGUGGAUCAGAGAAUAACCAUCAGCAGAGAGCGGAUAAAUCAACCGACAACAAAGACAGAACAUUGUUUGCAGAGAAGAACGAUCUAACAAGAAAUAAAAUACAGAACUUCAUAAUAACAAAAAUCAAAGCUAACUUUGCACCCUUUCAUGUUACAUGUUUCAAUCUAUUUAUUUUUUUCUCUUCCAAAAUUUAAAACUGUUAUUUCUUUGAAAGAACAUUCUGUUUUUAAUAAAAGUAAAUAAAAAUAAAUAUUCUGUUUUUUA